This is a messenger RNA of Bacillus rossius redtenbacheri, 3694 nucleotides long. It is a transcript of the gene PNPase, whose product is annotated as polyribonucleotide nucleotidyltransferase 1, mitochondrial. Lineage: Eukaryota; Metazoa; Arthropoda; Insecta; Phasmatodea; Bacillidae. Gene Ontology annotation, biological process: mitochondrial mRNA catabolic process; mitochondrial RNA 3'-end processing. The record is from RefSeq and is a predicted model, not a curated record. Gene Ontology annotation, molecular function: 3'-5'-RNA exonuclease activity; RNA binding; polyribonucleotide nucleotidyltransferase activity. Bases 17 to 2329 code for a protein of 770 amino acids. The transcript is spliced from 9 exons. Gene Ontology annotation, cellular component: mitochondrion; cytosol.
UCAAUUAUAAAUAAAAAUGGCGGCGCCCUUGAGGAGGCUAAGUGGGAAACGUACUAAAUUACCAGAUAGCAUAAACUUAAGAAACACCAGUUAUUUUCGACGAUUAUGUGAUGCAGCAUUGAGAAAUUUCAGUGAUAACGUGUCAAGAGUACCAGAAGUAGAUAUACAUUUUUCUAAUGGGCGUGUCCUGAGGUUGUCGACGGGCAAGUACGCCAGGUUCGCGGACGGCUGCGCUGUCGCGGAGCUGGGAGACACCUCCGUCAUGGUCACGGCGGUCAGCAAGGCCAAGCCAUCGCCCGCCCAGUUCCUGCCGCUCGUGGUGGACUACCGGCAGAAGGCGGCCGCGGCGGGGCGCAUCCCCACCAACUUCCUGCGGCGCGAGCUGGGCCCCACGGAGCGGGAGGUCCUGGCCGGCCGGCUGGUGGACCGCUCGCUGCGCCCGCUCUUCCCCGAGGGCUACUGCCACGAGACGCAGGUGGUGUGCAACUUGCUGGCCGUCGACGGGGUCCACGACCCGGAGGUGGCGAGCGUCAACGCGGCCUCCGCCGCGCUGUCCCUGUCGGACAUCCCCUGGAAUGGGCCGGUGGGCGCGGUGCGGGUGGGGCUGGUGGCCGGCGAGGUGGUGGUGAACCCCACGAGGAGGGAGCAGGCGGAGAGCACCCUGAACCUGCUGGUGACCGCGGCGAGGCACAGCCUGGUGGUGAUGCUGGAGGGCAGUGCGGAGAACGUGCUGCAGCAGGACCUGCUCAAGUCCAUCAAGGCGGGUGUGAAGGAGUGCCAGGCCGUCGUGCAGGCCAUACAGCAGCUGCAGAGGCACUACGGCAAGGCCAAGCGCGCGGUGGACCCCGCCCCGGGCCCGAGCGAGGACCUGGUCCGAGCCGUGAGGAGCCUCUGCGAGAUGCGGCUGAGGGAGGUGUUCCGCGACCGCUCGCACGACAAGCUGUCCCGGGACGCCGCCGUGCAGGCCAUCCGCACGGACGUGCUGGACAAACUCAGCAAGGGCUUCGAGGAACCUGUUGAUGCCAACGUGGUUUCCACAGUGUUCGGUCAGAUUUGCAAAGAGACGUUUCGCUCCAUGAUCUUUGAAGAAAAUAUUAGGUGCGACGGGCGGACGGCCAGCGAGCUGCGCAGCGUCUCGUGCCAGGUGGACCUGUACCGCCCCCUGCACGGCUCGGCACUGUUCCAGCGCGGCCAGACGCAGGUGCUGUGCACGGUGGCGCUCGACUCCCCCGACUCGGCCCUGAAGCUGGACCCCGUCACCGUCCUCACCAGUGGCCUGAAAGAGAAGAACUUCUUCCUGCACUACGAGUUCCCCCCGUACGCGACGAAGGAGAUUGGCCGGUCGGGCCCCACGGGCCGGCGGGAGCUGGGGCACGGGGCGCUGGCCGAGAAGGCCUUGCGACCAAUCGUGCCCAAGGACUUCCCGUUCACCAUCCGGCUCACGUCCGAGGUGCUGGAGUCCAACGGCUCGUCGUCCAUGGCGACCGUGUGCGGGGGCAGCCUGGCGCUGAUGGACGCGGGGGUCCCCGUCUCGCAGGCCGCCGCGGGCGUGGCCGUGGGGCUGGUCAGUCGCUACGAGGGCAGCGACACCAAGCACCUGGGGGACUACCGCCUGCUCACCGACAUCCUGGGCAUAGAGGACUACAUGGGGGACAUGGACUUCAAGCUGGCCGGCACCAAGAAGGGCAUCACGGCCCUGCAGGCGGACGUCAAGGUCCCGGGGCUGCCCCUCAAGGUCGUGAUGGAGGCCGUGCUGCAGGCCACCGAGGCCAAGUCUGCCCUCAUCGACAUCAUGAACGACACGCUCAGCAAGCCCAGGAAGCAGAAGGACAACUGGCCGGUGAUCGAGAAGCUGGAGGUGCCCCCCAACAAGCGCGGCCGCUUCGUGGGUCCGGGCGGCAGCAACCUGAGGCGGCUCAUGGUCGAGACCGGAGUGCAGGUGUCGCAGGCGGAGGAGACCACGUUCACGGUGUUCGCGCCGUGCCGGAGCGCGAUGGAGGAGGCCAAGGAGCUGAUGGAGCAGUGGCUGGCCUCGGAGCGGGAGCCCGAGCUGGAGUUCGGAGCCGUGUACACGGCGAAGGUGGUGGAGGUGCGAGACAUCGGGGUCAUGGUGACCCUCUACCCCUCCAUGCCCCCCACGCUGCUGCACAACUCCCAGCUGGACCAGCGCAAGGUGAGCCACCCCAGCGCGCUCGGACUGCAGGCGGGCAGCGAGAUGCAGGUGAAGUACUUCGGCCGGGACCCCGUGUCGGGCAUGAUGCGGCUGUCCAGGAAGGUCCUGCAGAGCCCCGCCUCCGCGGCGGUGCGAGACCUCACCGGCGCCAGCUAGUCUCGUCCGAGCCGCUGCUCUCCCGCCUCCGCAGCCCGUCUCGUCAGCUGUCGGGUCAACUACCUCGGCUUUUGUUUGUCGCGACUCUGACUGGGAAGCCUAGGUAACAUGCUCAUCGACUGUGAAACCAAAUUUAGGCCCCGCUUCAUCUGCAGUGUUGGAUUUUUUUGUUUGUUUGCUGAUUCCAAAUUUCAGUGAAUAAAUAUUCUGAAAGAGGAACUGUAGGAGUAAUGUUGUAUGCAUUCCAGCUACAGAAACACAGAAAAUGAAGUUAAACGAGUGACCGAAAUGUAAUUAGUUCUGCGAAAAUGUCAUAAUUAUGAGUUUGUGCUUGAUGCCAGAUAAUGUGUAUCGCAUAUCUGGUACAAAUGAACUAAAAAUUAGGUAAUUUUUUUAUUGCCUUCAUAAUGAAAUAUUGGUAAAAAUCACAAUAAAUAAAAAAAAUUAUAUGAAAAUGCAAUAAUCCAACAUUAAAUUGAAGCUCAGCCUUAAAACAAACCAGAAAGAAAGCCUUUUUGGAACUUUGAAAUAACGAGAUGUAUAUCAACCAGACUUGGCAGAAAUUAUUUGAACAAGUUUUCUCAUUGCCACCUUCAUUAAAUUCUGUUCAAACAUUCCCAGCCUUCCAACUUAAUGUUUAUUAUGAAUUUUAACAACAAAAAAUGUCCUGACUGGUGACAAAUCUUAAUAUGCAAUUCUGCUUCAGUUGAAAGUUGCAAAAUUAAAUGGAAAUACUUUUUUAAUGUUUGUUUUCUAAAUGAGGUUAAUUUUUUGAAGGUUUCACUGCAAUUAUUAUUUAUGUUUUACAUUUUUUACAUGCAGGUGUUUGUAACCUGAAGUGUAAAGCACAACCGUAAUUGACAAAACAUGUUUUAUGUUAACUGUGUGUUAGGAACAGUGAUAGUGUGUCAUGGUUUUGUAACGUGUAGAAUACCUACUAUUUUCAUACCUUCUGAAUUUUAAUUUUUGCAGUGAAAUAUGUGUUGAUAGUUUAGCUACACAAAAUUUUGGUUUUCUUAUUUCUUAAAUAGUUCCCUUCUCUUCAGUUCAGAUGCAGUGUCUCCAUGCAGUUCUGUGGCAGCGUAAUAAAUAGCCCAAGAAAUUUGGUUUCAAGCAAGUGACCGUGAAUUAUGUUUCAAGUGAAAGUAGAUUAUAAGGCAGAAAGAACAUUGUUAUAUUCAAGAACGUUAUUGAAAAUACAUACAUAAACCUUUAUCGAACAUCAUGAUGCAAUUGUGUGUUUGCAUGUUUUGUCCAAACAUUCUUGCAGUUUGUGUGAAAGUAAAGUGAUUUUUAAUGAACCAUGUUUAAAAAAAUAAAUAUGAACAGUGAUCCAAUAAAGUUGUGUGUAUAUUUUUAAAAGAA